Molecule: messenger RNA, 810 nt
Organism: Thlaspi arvense
Lineage: Eukaryota; Viridiplantae; Streptophyta; Magnoliopsida; Brassicales; Brassicaceae
Source: the annotation of a GenBank genome assembly
AUGCAUCAAGAGAUCAAGAACCAGAAGAGGAAGAAGAAACAGAGCUUCUCCAGGGUUUGUAGUCGAGGCCAUUGGAAACCUUCAGAGGAUUUCAAGCUUCAAGAGCUUGUGGCAGUUUUUGGUCCCCAGAACUGGAACUACAUUGCAGAGAAGAUGCAAGGAAGAACAGGCAAGAGUUGCAGAUUGAGAUGGUUUAACCAGCUGGAUCCAAGGAUUAACAAGAAAGCUUUCAGUGAUGAGGAAGAAGAGAAGCUACUUGCGGCUCAUAGAGAAUUCGGUAACAAAUGGUCUUUGAUCGCUAAGCUUUUCCAUGGAAGAACAGACAAUGCAGUGAAGAAUCACUGGCACGUUCUCAUGGCAAGAAAGUUUAGGAAACAAUCAUCUUCUUACUCAAUUUCAAGGAAGAGACACACUCCUUUUCCAGAUGAAAUAACCCGCCUGAAUCUACAACAAAGCUUCAAUCUUUUUCCUGGUAGUGUAGGAGAUGAAAGUACAGAGUUCAAGAACUACAGCUGUAAGAUGCUAAAAGAGGAAACUACUAACCUCAGAGCUCAAUAUCUUCAAGAAGAGUAUUGUUCUUCACGCAUGCCAAUGAAGUACUCAGGUCAUCAUCAUCACUUCUCCACCUUCCCUGAAGAUUCCUUUGCAGUACUCACACGACAUGUCACCAUCCCUCAACCAUCAUCAUCAUCAUCACCACCAUCAUCAUCACUGUCAUCAUCAGAAGCAGAAAAUACAAUGGUGGCCAGAUAUAUUGAGAUCGCUAAACCCCCAAGGUUUAUAGAUUUUCUCGGUGUAGGAGCUUCUUGA